GAAGUUGCGUUCCGUCCAUGACGGAGAUCGUGAGGUUUAAGUUUGAGUUGAAAAUUUUGGUAGAGGAGCGAUAGAAGCGAACACGCAAGUAUGUAACCAAUAAAUCCGUAGACCGUAGCAUAUAUGUCCAAGAAGAAAAUUAUCAUGAUCAAGCACAAAAUUGGCCCAAACAUACUUAUUCAUCUUUAAUCAUGACCGGCAAACCCCAGAUGAAAGUCGUGAUAGUAGGCGGAUCAAUUGCAGGGCUAACACUUGCACACUGUUUAUCACGCUAUGGCAUCGACUAUGUUGUCCUUGAGCGACGCAAUGAUAUUGCGCCGCAGGUGGGUGCAUCUGUGAGUUUGAUGCCAAACGGGUCGCGAAUCUUGGAUCAAUUGGGCAUGUUUGAUACGGUUUCGGAAAAUAUCGAACCGUGUGUUUUUAUGCAGACGUGGGAUGAGGAUGGGAGAUUGCUUUCGGAGACUGAUUCGCCAAUUUUGACGGGGAAGAGGUAUGUGAUUUCUGUUCUGGACAUUUGAAGAGGAAAUUGAAGGGAAUCCAUAAGAAUUAGGAAGCUGAUUUGAUGAUAGAUUGGGGUACACGAUUACUUUCCUGGAGCGUGAGAAGCUGCUGGAGAUUUUAUAUGGAAAUCUUCCUGAUAAAUCGAAGGUUUUGACAGGGAAAUUCGUUAGGUCAAUCGAGCAGAAUGACAAAGAGGCAGUAGUAAUUUGUGAAGAUGGAACGAAGUAUUCUGGGGAUGUGAUCGCGGGUGCAGAUGGAAUCCAUAGUAUCAUAAGAUCAGAAAUGCGACGACAGAUUGCAAAUGAAGGAUCAGAAAAAGAUCUCGAAGCCUUGAAAAGGGAUGACAUUGCUCUUUCGGCGGAAUACAGUUGUUUGUUCGGUAUUUCUAACCCAAUUCCAGGAUUGAAAAUCGGAAAUACGCAUCGCAGCUCAGGAAAGCGUGCUUCAACUUUGUUGUUUGGUGGUGUUGAUGGCCGAAUUUAUUGGUUUCUCUUCACGCAAAAUGAACAAAGGAAUUUUGGUGAAGAUAUUCCACGGUAUAAAAAAGGAGAUGAAACUAACCAUGUUGCAAAACACAUGGAUCAUCACGUAUCUGGAAAUAUUCUCUUUUCCGAAGUCUGGAAACACCGCGUCGUUGCAAAUUUUGUAGCGGUCGAGGAAAUGGAGAAUGAACAUUGGUUUUGGAACCGUGUGGCUUGUCUUGGAGAUUCCAUACACAAGGUUUGUACAAAGUUCUAAGAUGGGAUAAUCUCCCCUGUGCUAACAAUAACUCGUUAGAUGACACCGAAUCUCGGUCAAGGAGCAAAUUGUGCUAUUGAAAGUGCAGCAGAAAUGGCCAACAGUCUAGCCAAAGUCUUGAGAGACGACGGCGGAAAACCUACCAUUGAGGAGAUCAGAAGCGCUUUAUUGCUGUAUCAUGAGAAGCGCAAUAUAAGAGCCAAUUUGAUCGUGAAGGCGGCGAACAAAUUCACUCGUGUAGAAGCUCUUGCUACGACAGGUGAUUGGGUCGCAUCUAUGUUCAUACUUCCCCGCUUGGGUGAUAUUCUUGCCGAUCGAGGAGCAAAGGUUCAGGUGGGAGCUACAAGAUUGGACUGUCUCCCGAUACCAAAAAGAGCAUUGGAAGGGACCAUGCCUUGGAGUAUGAAUUCUGGUAUUGGGAAGAAAAAAAAAAAGAGAGCUCAACUAGCAUUACCGUUCUUGAUUGGUCUUUGGUACUUUUGGAAUAGAAUACCAAGCCCAACAACAGUGGCAGCAGGAGAAUCCUUAUCAGAUGUGAAGUCUGAGACGUUGGAAUCUAUUUUCAAAGUCUUGCCAUUGGUAACCAUUUGGACAAUUGAAAGUUACCGUCGUGGAAACGCUCUCACCAUCGCGAAUAUCUUGUAAGAACCCCCUUCCUUGCCUACCAUACUUUGACGCUGCUAAAAUGAAAUGCAAACAGCCCCACAAUACUCCUUUUGCUGGCUCAAAAGUUCGGGAUUGGACUCAUUGCCCCAAUCUAUUUCUUUUUUCACUAUGUCCAAUCACCACAGGAGAACUUUCUCGCUCUCGACAACAGAUUGACCAAUUUGGCUUUCGCAAAAACUUUUCUUCCGGCCAUACUCCUGAUCUUCUUGGGUCCGUCCUACGCAACAUGGGCGGCAACUGAUUUUAAAGCUGUGCAGUGGAUCCAUGACAAUGUCUGGUACUGGUAUCCUAUCUACCUCACCAUCCUUUUGAGAGUUUUGAAAUAUGUCGUGAAAGACACAACUCGCCUCGACAGGUUACACAAGCCUACAGCAGAUCUGACAUUUUUACGGGUGAUAUACAGCAUUUGCGUGAUUAUCUGUGGCUGCUUUUAUUCAUGUGCAGGCCUGAGCAACUUGACAUCAGUAGCAGCUUCACUCAUUCAAGGACUUCAAUCUCCAAUUCAGCUAGUACAAGCUGGUUUAGAAGCGAACCCAGGAGUAUGGAAGGCGGAGAAGAGCUUUCUUUAUGGUGCUGCAUUUUAUUGGACGUUGCUUCAUUUCGCUGAUCUAAAAUUUGUGGGGAAGUUGGGUAAAAGUUGGCUGGUGAUUCUGGUGGUAUUGCUAUUUUCUACCCUCUUUGCGGGACCUGGAGCGGCUUUGCUAGUGAUGUGGGCAUGGAGAGAGGAGUUAAUGGCGAAAAAGCAUAUAGGCUCUGAGUAAAUUUGAUAUUGUAUGAUUAGCACAAUAAAUGGGGGAUAUUUGUGUCGG
This is a messenger RNA of Sclerotinia trifoliorum, 2714 nucleotides long. Lineage: Eukaryota; Fungi; Ascomycota; Leotiomycetes; Helotiales; Sclerotiniaceae. The record is from the annotation of a GenBank genome assembly.